Molecule: messenger RNA, 922 nt
Organism: Astyanax mexicanus (Mexican tetra)
Lineage: Eukaryota; Metazoa; Chordata; Actinopteri; Characiformes; Acestrorhamphidae
Product: CD209 antigen-like protein C
Exons: 5
Coding region: 59-922 (287 amino acids)
Source: RefSeq, a predicted model, not a curated record
CUGUAGUGUUUCUACAGAGACGCAGUAAUUCAGUGUUUCAGUCUUUUAGAGAUUAGACAUGUCUCUGAGUGUUUAUGAUGAUGUGAUUGGAUCUGAGGAGAUGAACAGAGGAGAUAAAGUGGAGAUGGUGGAGGAUAUCUACGAGAGUGCAGAUGCUGUUAGAGGUCAUGACCCCAACACAGAGAUGGAGGACACCAACACAAUGAGGAUCCUGAAGACACAACAAGCAGAGAGUCGCUCUGCAGGAAGCAGACGCUACAGACUGGCUGCAGUGGGUCUGGGUCUGCUGUGUGUUCUCCUGCUGACUGCCAUCACAGUGCUGUGGAUCCAGUUCAACCACCUGACUGCAGAGAGAGACCAGUUACAGACCAGUUACACCAACCUGACUGCAGAGAGAGACCAGUUACAGACCAGUAACACCAACCUGACUGCAGAGAGAGACCAGUUACAGACCAGUAACACCAACCUGACUGCAGAGAGAGACCAGUUACAGGCAGAGAGAGAUGAUCUCCCGAGAAGGUGUUCUGAACUGGAUAAAGCAGUUAGAGACGGGUGGAUCUACUUCAGCUCCAGUCUUUACUACGUCUCUACUGAGAGGAAGAACUGGACUGAGAGCAGAAACGACUGCAGAAAGAGAGGAUCAGACCUGGUGAUCAUCAACAGCAGAGAAGAACAGGUCUUCAUUAACACAUUGAGAAAAGGUCAGUGGGUUUGGAUUGGUCUGAGUGACGGUGAAACAGAGGGGGUCUGGAAAUGGGUGGACGGAUCAGAACUGAUCACUGGGUUCUGGAGACUUGGACAACCCAAUAAUCACGGAAAUGAGGACUGUGUUUUUUACGGCUUUUUGUCUGAUCCUGUGAAGAACUGGGCUGAUUAUCCCUGUAAUCAGCAGUUGAUUUGGAUCUGUGAAAAGAGAAUAUAA